AUGUUCCCCUUGCAGCUGUUCAACAUCUUUUUCACCGCUUCUACAGUCCAGGAACGUGUCUCUAAGGACGACCUGUCCCAGUACACGCGGGGGGACCUGCUCGAGGUCCCCAGGACGCUAUUCACCCACUUUGGGAUUUACUUGGGGGACAACCGGGUCGCCCACCUCAUCCCGGACAUCCUCCCUGUGUUUUCCCAGAACAAAGCGGCCAUCAGCGAGAUGGUGACCAACCUACGGCUGAUCCUAGGGGUCGUGGCCAAGGCGGCCAGCGUCAGGGUGGACUCCGUGGCGGACUUCGCCUACGGCUCGGAGGUCCUGGUCAACCACAUGGACGCCGUGUGUAACCAGCCGGCACUGGAGGCUGAGGAGGUGGCCCGCAGGGCGGAGGAGCUCCUGGGCUCCAUCAGCUACAGCCUGCUGUGGUACAACUGUGAGCACUACGUCAUGUACUGCCGGUACGGCCUGGUCAUCAGCUACCAGACCUACCAGUUUUGCACAGCGGUCAGGAAGACGGUGUGUAGCCGGACCAGUGCCUACCUCACGGCUCUCCUUGGCGUAGGGGCGAUGCUGUAUCUGGGCUCCGCUGCGUCGCUAACCAGCGUCAUCUUCCUGCUCGUUUCCUUCAUCCUCUGGAUGACCUCAUAGUGGCCACUGCAGGGAAUGAACAUGAAUCUCAGUCUCAACAACGGCACCGGUAAUGAGAUAGUGAGGUCACAGGUCUCUUUAAACUCACUUCCCUAAACCUUUGUCCAACUACGGGUCAUGGCACUAGUGAAGUACAUGCAUCGGUUUGAGCUGGUAAUACGAUUGGAAGAGGAACGCUUUAACCACAAACUCAAAUGACUGGAGCUGUUUGGCUUGGUGAUGAUAAUGUUCACCUGCCACUCAUCCCCACUGUUACAUGAUCAAAAAGUGAGUACUGAAACAAAAGGGUAGAAAUGAAUAGCUCAUGAAUUCAACUCUACGACUAUAAAAGUAAAUGAUUCAAUAGAGCUGUAGAAACAAAUGUUCCGUACAGAAGUAGAGCCAUACAUUGCAAUGGUCUAUGCAAAAACAAUAUUCUUGUUAAUUCAGCCUUGAAUCACAGUUGAUAACACAUUAGUUUGAUUUCAAACAAAUUCGAUUUUUUUUAAGUUGUCUAGAACAAGUGCACUGACCUUAGACUUUUGAUAUGUCCCGUUGUUUAUGUGAUGUUAGCGACCAAUAUUGAUUGCUAAUCAUUAAAA
Gadus macrocephalus (Pacific cod) is the source of this 1226-nucleotide messenger RNA. RefSeq names its product lecithin retinol acyltransferase family protein. Gene Ontology annotation, molecular function: phosphatidylcholine-retinol O-acyltransferase activity. The coding region runs from base 1 to 645 and encodes 214 amino acids. Lineage: Eukaryota; Metazoa; Chordata; Actinopteri; Gadiformes; Gadidae. Gene Ontology annotation, biological process: retinol metabolic process. The record is from RefSeq and is a predicted model, not a curated record. The transcript has 2 exons.